Vigna unguiculata (cowpea) is the source of this 524-nucleotide messenger RNA. RefSeq names its product subtilisin-like protease Glyma18g48580. Gene Ontology annotation, biological process: proteolysis. Gene Ontology annotation, molecular function: serine-type endopeptidase activity. The record is from RefSeq and is a predicted model, not a curated record. NCBI's taxonomy places the organism in Eukaryota, Viridiplantae, Streptophyta, Magnoliopsida, Fabales, Fabaceae.
AAGAGUAGAAGAUACAUGAGAGUGAUGACAUUCUCCAUCUUCAAACUUGUUCUGUCAUCAUUCCUUCUCUGCACUUUCUUGCAGGAACCCACCAAUGCCCUUAGAAAGACCUACAUUGUGUACUUGGGAGGACACUCUCAUGGUCCAGACCCUUCUCCCACUGAUCUUGAAACAGCAACAAAUUCCCAUCAUGAUUUACUCGCUUCUGUCUUAGGAAGUGAUGAGAAUGCAAAGGAAGCAAUCAUGUAUUCUUACAACAAGCAUAUUAAUGGGUUCGCAGCCCUGCUUGAAGAGGAAGAAGCAGCAGAAAUAUGUUCGGAAUAUGUUCGGAAUUUGAAGUUUUGAACUUUGUUGCAUUGAGUUUUGUUUGUAAAAGGCAUAAUCACCUAAAGUGCCUUAGAAAUUUAAGGGUUGAGACCCGUCUCGAAUUAAUAUUCAAUAAUUUCAGGGUUCAGACUCAUCUCUCUAUCUAGGCUUUUUUGUAAAAAGGGGUCACUUUGACCAAGAAUUUGUAAAAAUGGGUC